AUGGCCAAUACUAUCAAAAUCGUCAAGAAGAGAUCCAAGAAUAGGUUUGGGAAGAACAAGGCGGAUGCACUGAAGGUACAGAGACUUUUCUGGCUCACGGGCCAUUCCGUGACGCUAGUCUGCGGACUGCUGUUUGGUGUCACAUAUUUCUUUCAUGUUCUCUUAUUCUUCAAGUACAGAUCCUGGAAGUGGUUGUUUUUACGUGUGAAUGAGAACUACUCUGUGAUAAAAGGCCACAGAUGGUACCAUUCCAUCCUGAGAUCCACCCCACAGCUACUGUACCGGAUGUCGCUGAUAGGGGUGUUCUCAGCAUCCGGGGUGACAAUGUACCAGAACUGGGGCGGUCUAAGGCCAACCUGGUUUGACCUGCUAUCCUCGGCGAAUUUUCAAGCCACUAUUAUCGCUGUUCUCUGGUUUCUAGGGGGAGGUAAGUCCAUAUACAGACUUCUUCCCUUUAUGAUCCUCAGCUUCAUUCACUUGAAACACUAUAAGACUGAGUUUGAGACAGAGGACAGAGAAAGCGUGGAGAAGCUGUCUUUGGAGAAUAAGGAACUUCUACACUUGAUUGCUUACUCUGAAGUGUUCAUUGCCGUAACUUUGCUGCUAGACACACUAUUAAUGAAGAACGGGGAAACCGGCUUCAUGUUUGUCAUCUAUGCAGGUUUCUACUGGAUCAGACUGAACUUCUCGCUAUACACCCAGGCAACAGUCAUCAGACUAUUGAACAAAUUUGAAAAGAAGGUCCCACCAAAGUACUACAAACAGUGGAAUGUUGUCAAAAAGUUUUUAAUUGGGAAAGUCAAGAAUCGUAAGGACAACAUCGAAAAGGCUACCAAAAAUGCAUAA
This is a messenger RNA of Huiozyma naganishii CBS 8797, 846 nucleotides long. RefSeq lists its product as uncharacterized. Lineage: Eukaryota; Fungi; Ascomycota; Saccharomycetes; Saccharomycetales; Saccharomycetaceae. Gene Ontology annotation, biological process: endoplasmic reticulum tubular network organization; membrane organization. The transcript has a single exon. Bases 1 to 846 code for a protein of 281 amino acids. Gene Ontology annotation, cellular component: endoplasmic reticulum. The record is from RefSeq and is a predicted model, not a curated record.